Fukomys damarensis (Damara mole-rat) is the source of this 1877-nucleotide messenger RNA. It is a transcript of the gene Gdpd3, whose product is annotated as glycerophosphodiester phosphodiesterase domain containing 3. Gene Ontology annotation, molecular function: phosphoric diester hydrolase activity; phosphatidylcholine lysophospholipase A1 activity. Gene Ontology annotation, cellular component: endoplasmic reticulum membrane. Bases 240 to 1829 code for a protein of 529 amino acids. The record is from RefSeq and is a predicted model, not a curated record. NCBI's taxonomy places the organism in Eukaryota, Metazoa, Chordata, Mammalia, Rodentia, Bathyergidae. The transcript has 9 exons. Gene Ontology annotation, biological process: glycerophospholipid catabolic process.
GCGCGAUGCCGACCCUACAGUGCUACUUGAGGCCUGACCUCUGUAGCCAGCUGCUCCCAGUGGUGGCCUCACGUGGUCCGGUGACCUUUUGCUCUAGCUGGGCAGGGCUGAGGAUGGGGUUAGGCCCUCCAGCUCCUGGGAGGACUGGGGUCAGUUUCCCCUCAGGCACUGUGCCCUCCUCCUCUAUUCUUGUUUGGCUGUGUGGGGUGAUUCAGGGGUGACUCAACAACCAGGUGCAUAUGCCCAGAUUCCUUGGAAAUAGCAUGAGGUGGUAUGCUGUAUACCCUGGCCAUGACACCCAUGGGAAGGUGAAAAACCUAGCGGGGAGGGCAUUUCUUCUCCCAACCGUGUGGCCACUGGGCGCUGGGUCUCUGAAAGGCGGAGGAAUAGGGGUCAGAGCUGCCUGCUUUGAUUCCUGCCUCUGCCCCAGCCAAGCCCGCAGCCUGGCUUCAGGCCAGCAGCACAGCAGCAGGCUCAGUAAGUCCCAGGGGCGUGGCACGGUGGGUGGUGGGGCCAGCCUACACCAGCCGGGCCGGGCUGGCAGCAGCAAGACGCGCAGUCCAUGGACAGGAACAGACGUCGGACGCUGCACUGACAGCACAGGAGUCCAGAUAGGGAGUGCGGCCAUGAGUCCCCUGCUCUUCUAUGCCCUGCCUGCCCUGGGCAGCUACAUCGUGCUCUCCAUCUUCUUCCUGCGCCGGCCUCGCCUGCUACAUGCACCCUGUACUCCAGCUUUCUGUCCCCGCCUGGUGGCUCACCGGGGAGGGUCUGGAGAGCGGCUGGAGAACACCAUGGAGGCCGUAGAGAACCCCUCUGACCUUUGUUCUCAUAGCUCCGUGGCUCAGGGAGCUCAGCUCCUGGAACUCGACUGCCAGCUGACCCGGGAUGGUGUGGUGGUAGUGUCACAUGACAAGAACCUGUCCCGCCAGUCAGGCCUGAAUAGGGACGUGGGCAGCCUGGACUUUGAGGAGCUGCCCUUGUACAAGGAGGAGCUGGAGGUUUACUUCUCACCAGGCCACUUUGCCCAUGGGUCAGACCGGCACAUGCUGAGGCUGGAGGACCUGUUCCAGAGGUUCCCACAAUUGCCCAUGACCGUGGAGGUCAAGGCAGACAACGAGGAGCUCAUUCACAAGAUCGCAGGCCUGGCAAGGCGCUUUGACCGCAGUAAGAUCACCAUCUGGGCCUCAGAGAAGAGCUCAGUCAUGAAGAAAUGCAGGGCUGCCGUGAGUCUCUCUCCCUCCAGGCCUGGUGCCUUCCUUCUAGGCACUGUAGCCCAGCCUCACCCAAGGCUCCAGGGCCAGGGGUUGGAGCACAGUGGCAAGGUGCUGGUGACAAGGUGUGACUGUGGCCUGUCCUCACCAUCCGGCAUGUUCUCUGCAGCCACUGCCUCCUCCCCUACAGCAGGAUCUCCUUUCUCACUUCUCCCCUCACCUCCCCAGAACCCAGAGAUGCCACUGUCCUUCACGAUAUGCCGGUCAGUCUGGAUGGUGCUGCUCUUUUACCUGGGACUGCUGCCCUUCGUCUGCAUCCCUGAGAAGUUUUUCUUGUGCUUCCUGCCUACCAUCAUCAACAGGACCUACUUCCCAUUUUCCUGCUCAGGACUGAACCGGCUGGCAGCCGCGGUUACGAAAUGGGCCAUCAUGAGGAAAAGUCUGAUCCAACACUUGGAGGGGCGAGGGGUGCAGGUGAUAUUUUGGUGCCUUAAUGAAGAGUCAGAUUUUGAAGUGGCCUUCAGCCUGGGGGCCACUGGUGUCAUGACUGAUUACCCCACAGCCCUGAGGAAGUACCUGGAUACCCACAGACUAGCGAGCCAGACCUCCUAUGUCUGACACCUCCUCUGUUUUCCUUCCUGAAGAAUAAAUUGUCUUUUCUGCCAC